Messenger RNA from Symsagittifera roscoffensis, 1178 nucleotides. RefSeq names its product 4-hydroxy-2-oxoglutarate aldolase, mitochondrial-like. The record is from RefSeq and is a predicted model, not a curated record. Gene Ontology annotation, molecular function: lyase activity. The transcript is spliced from 4 exons. NCBI's taxonomy places the organism in Eukaryota, Metazoa, Xenacoelomorpha, Acoela, Convolutidae. Bases 1 to 924 code for a protein of 307 amino acids.
AUGAAAACAGCUAGUUGGCAAGUUAUGCGGAGAAUACAUUUGAAAGGAGUUUUUCCGCCAAUUGUAACACCUUUCAAAGGAAGUAAAUAUGAGAUCUGCUAUAAAUCAGCAGAGGAAAAUUUUUCGAAAUGGAAAAAUGAGAAAGUGAAUGGAUAUGUUACUUUGGGAAGUGCCGGGGAGUACGUGUCUCUAAAAGAGAAGGAGGCUGUCGAAUAUGUGAAGUUCGCUGCUAAACAAGCCCAUGCACAGAAUGUUCCUCUAAUUGCAGGAUCCGGAUGUGAGUCAACUGAAGCUACACAUCGACGAUGUGAUCAAUUUGCUGAAGUUGGAGCUGACGCUUUCCUUGUGAUAACCCCACACUACUUUCUACCUUUCUUGGAUGAUGCAGCCUACAUUGAUCACUAUCUAACAGUUGCUGACAAAUCGCCCAAGCCUAUUUUGAUCUACAACGUUCCAUUUUACUCACAUAUCAAUUUGAGCGCGGAUUGUGUUAUUGAACUCUCAAAGCAUCCCAACAUUAUCGGAAUCAAAGACAUUUUCGAAAAAGAAAGAACUAAAAAAAUUGCAGAGAAAACAAAAGCCUCUAAUUUUUCGAUUCUUAGUGCUUACGGGAAUUCAUUCUUGCCUGCUUUGAUGUGUGGGGCAGUGGGAUCCAUUUCAGCGGUUGCUUCGGCUCUACCUCGACAAAUGAAAACCCUUUUAGAAAAGUUUGAAUCUGGAGAACUAGGCGAUGCGGAAAAGAUCCAAAUUUCUCUCGAGAAGCCCAAUGAGAUGGUGACAAAGAAAUACGGACCAUCGGGACUCAAAUAUGCCAUGUCCUUGCUCGGUUACAAACCUGGCAUGGUGCGACCUCCUCUCCGAAACAUCGAACCAAAAUCAACUGCUGCAAAGGAGAUUGAAAGUCAUUUUCAACAUUUCUUGUAACUUUGUGGUCGAAUUAUGCGAAAAAAAAUUAAUUGUAGCCAGAUUGAAUUGUCUAAUAUUGAUCAUGUUUGAAUUUGAUGAUGUAGUUGAAAACUCUUGUAUAUUCGAGAAGUUUUAUAUGAAAAUUAGUUAUUUAAUUUUUGAGUCUAUUUCUUUUCGAGGCUAUGAAGUUUUCAUUAUUUUUAUUUAUGUUACUUUUCGAGGCUUUGUCGUUUGUCUCCUUAUAUUUUGUAGGUUAAAUUUCCACAGCAUGG